GCUGUCACAGGGUGUAUGAAAUAUAACCUCCACUUAUUUUGGAUUAAAAUCAACUAGUUUAGUGGAGUUUGUUUUGGAUUUAUUGGCAGAGAACUUUCCCACCACCCCCUAAAACCCUCCAUCGCUGCAUCUUGCCUUUUGAUUGACCGCUCCAUAUUUUUUUUUCUGCGUGCUGAAUAUUCCUCCUGCUGGAGAAAGGAGAAAAAACAACACAGGGGGGAAACUGAGGAAGAAGACACACAGCGGAAAAUAAAGGACGUGGAGUUAAAAAAAAGAAAAAAAAAAGAAAGUGAAAUAACAGGAGAUUAGCAGGAAGACUGGAGGAGCAGGUUGGAAAGAAAGCGAGAAGACACUGCGCAAGUGGAGAGCGAGACUUGCCUUUAUAAGCCUGUCAUUUCAUUCUUAUAGAAGUCGGUGCUUUUGUGUGAAGAUUUUUUUUUUUUUCGUUCCUCAUCUGCUGAUUAAAAAGGAGGCAACACCAUGACAACAGAGAUGCAGGAGAUCGCCAUCACGGAGGAGAAGCCUUUACUCACGGGUCAGGCUGAUGCCAAGGAUGCUGAGCUGGCUGCGAGGAUACUCCUGGACCAAGGACAAGAGCACAAUAUUGAGACCCCACAUGGUGUUCUGCACGUGACCCUCCACGGCACACGAACCACCCGCAGGCCUGCCAUCCUCACCUUCCACGAUGUGGGUCUGGACAAUAAGAGCUGCUUCUCCCCUCUUUUCAAGUUUGAUGAGAUGCAGGAGAUUGUCAAGAACUUUACCCUGAUUCACGUCGAUGCUCCGGGGCAGGAGGAGGGGGCUGCUCCCUACCCCACAGGUUACCAGUAUCCCUCCAUGGACACCGUAGCAGAGAUGAUUCCCUCCGUCCUGCAGUUUUUCAACUUCCGCACUGUAAUCGGAGUGGGUGUGGGAGUGGGAGCAUACGUCCUCUCCAAGUUCACACUUGCGAACCCAGAUUCAGUUGAAGGUCUGGUUCUGAUCAACAUCGACACUAACGCCCGAGGAUGGAUAGACUGGGCUGCUCAGAAGCUCAGCUCCGUGACGUCCUCCUUCACAGAGCAGAUCCUGUGCCACCUUUUCAGUCAGGAGGAGCUGUCAUCAAACACAGAGCUAGUGCAGUCCCACAGAGAGCGCAUCUCCAAAGCUUCUAAUCUGGUCAACAUAGAGCUCUUAUGGAAGACUUACAACAGUCGCAGAGACUUGAGCAUCGACCGCAACAACACCUUUAAGUGUCCAGUAAUGUUGGUGGUGGGUGAUCAGGCUCCCUAUGAGGACGCUGCUGUGGAAUGCAACAGCAAAAUGGACCCAACAACAACCUCAUUCCUAAAGAUGGCUGAUGCUGGUGGUCUCCCUCAGCUGACCCAGCCUGGGAAACUGACCGAGGCUUUCAAGUACUUCAUCCAGGGAAUGGGCUACAUGGCUUCAUCAUGCAUGACCCGUCUGUCCCGCUCACGCACCACCUCCCUCUCCUCCUCCUACUCCAUGGAUGGGUCCCGCUCUCGCUCCCGCACCUUGUCCCAGGGCUCGCAGGGUGGCCAGAUGCCGCCCAGCCCCUCCCAAACGAUGGAGGUGUCUUGCUGAAGGGAGAAAACAAAAAAAUGAUAGGGAGAGAGAGCGAGAAAGAGAAGAGGGCAAAGGCGAAAGGAAGGGAAAGAUGAAGCAUGACGAUAAUGUAGGAACAAGAUGAAUGGGUUACUUAUUUGUCACUAAACAACUCCCAUCAUUCCCCACAAGAGCAGAAUAGGACUAGAGACAGGAGGAGGGAGGGAGGGAGAGAAUUAGAGUGAUUUCAGAACGAGAUAGAAACCUGUCUUGUACAUUUUGCACCACACUUAAGUCCAGUCCUUCUCCUCACAUCCCCCUUCCAGCUUAAAACAAAGUGGACUGGGCUGUUCUACUAUGAAUAUAGGAAGUAUAGGUCAGAAGAGAAUAACAAAAUGGGGGGAGGUGGGGAAAGAGUGGCCACCAGUCCUCUCUCCCUCCCGCUAUUGGAGCCUCUGUCAGCCAAUAGAGCCCUUUAAUUUAGAUACGGAGGCCUAUAGUCCACACACCUUGCGUUAACCAAUAGUAAUAAUCCUGAAAACGGUAUUGUUGUUGAUGCUGAUGAUAAUGUUGUUUGAUUAUGAUAUUGAAGCUAAUGAUGAUGAUAGAAAAAAAAGUAACUUUUUCUCUUUAUUACGCAAUGAGUUUAAAACGACAUAGAUUAAAAAAAAAUACCAUACUAUAGCAGAGAUACUUAUAACAAUGUGUGUCUACUACUUUUUAAGCUAGUUUUUAUUGUGUUAUUUUAAUUUCUUUAAUCGGAUUUUAUUUCCGCAUUUGUAAACCUGCCUCAGCAAACAGCUGACGCUGCUGAUUGGUUGACCCGUUGUGCGGCAGCAGCCAAUGAGAGCCAUUAUAGUGACUACUUCCUCCUUGAUGUUGCCAGGUCCUUUAUGUCUUCCAUUUGCCCCGUCUAUGAGUGACUGUUUUGUUUUUCCAUUGGAUUUGAGGAGGUGGGCAGGAAGGUUUUUUAUUUUAAAUUUUUUGUUUGUUUCCUUUUUUUUAUGGACUUGGAAGUUGCAUGCCUGGUAUCAGCCCAUGUGGAUAUUGACUGGAUAAUAUUUUUCUUUUAUAUUCUGCUAAUGAGUUGUGUGAGUUCGAGUGUGUGUGUGUGUGUGUGUGUGUACUGUUUUGUUUCCAUGGAGCGUUUAGCAAACGUGGUCUGAAGGUAAGCAUAUAGGUGAGACUGAAGGUGUUAGCUCCAGCUAGCUAGCGCCCUAUCGUUAACUAGUCGCACACUAAAUAGUGCUUCCAAUAUCGCUGGCAAUCUCGCACUGCGUCGCCUAGUAUCCAGGCUUGCGUACUACCCAAACUGGGGUGCAUAAUAUCGCUAAGUAGCAUGCUAGCAUGGAUAUUGCAUUUCAGUGUUAGGCGUGGCCAGAAAGGGAUCACUGUGUUUAUCACCUGGGGUUGUAAUCUUCUAGCCUUGCCCGUGCAUGGAUACCUCCUAACAAACCCAGCUAGCAUACUUGAGUUUCUGUGCGACGUGAGGUAAAGUGAGCUCCUCUUUCGCAACUAGCGGCUUUAUUCAAGCAGUGGGUUCAAGAGAAUCAUGUUGCGGUUGUUGCAAUAUAUGUGUGUCCGAGGAAGUAAAUGCGAGGUGUAUGGAAGCGCUUGUGUCUUGUAAGCACAAUUGAUGCAGCAAAGAGGGUUAGGGUCCUUUAGAAAGGUUUAGUUAUUUAGUUUUGAGACCAACAAAUCGCCCCUGUGACUUAUCAAGACAAUGUACCAGCCCCUUCACUGCCAACACAAGAACAAUGUUGCCACUGGGGCUGCACCUUUUGGUACAGCCUCAAUCAUACGAGGCAAAAGAUUUAGUCUUUUGUUUUGAGACUAAAAAUGAACAGCCAAUAUCUGCACCUUGAACCAAUCUGGAAUUGCAGCGUUCUUACUGCCAAAACUGAGAGCCCACUUAAUCUAAACUCAUCAUAAAGCUUACCACUGCCCUACAACAUGUAGCCAUUGGACUGUCUGUACUUUUAAAAGGACCCCUAUUUGGACCCAAUCAAAUAUCCUUGAAGCGCAUGUGCAUUUGUAAGCGUGCCACCUGUGUGUGUGCAUGCAUUUGUGUUCUGAUGCAGCGUUGCAUCUGGUUAUUCUUUUCUUUAAUAAGCAGUAUCAUUUUUAUAAGUCGGUUGGAGGUUCCUUUCACAUGCUGUCUAGUGCUCCUUUCCCAAACAUGUUUGAUGAAGCAGAGACGGAGCAGUGAUUUGGACAACAGUGACAGGGAAGUCAGUGGAAGGCCUCAGAGAGAUGUUAAUGAUGGUAGUGACGAUGAUGAUGAAGGCAAUAAUCUGUUCUCAGUCCCCUCUGGCUCAUCACAAUGUGCAGUUUACACCUCUUGCAUUUAUUAAGGAGAAUCUUGAUGAUCAGAUUUGUGCUAUAAUGCAAAAUGUGAUGUUUUAGGCACUUUUGUUGCUGUCCAGAGAGCUGAAGUGUAGAAUGUAAACAUUUGGCUCCCAGACUGAAAUUAAAACUCAAAUGAUCGGGCAUGGGAGCAUCUACCAAAUGAGAGAUACCAGAUAGAGCUUGAUCAGUUAAAUUGCCAAAAAUGGAAAACGAGUGGAACUUAUUUUCAGAGAGGUGAGCAGGGCUGUGUGAUUGUAAAUGCUUGUCCAUUUUGUCUUUUGUCUCUUAAUUUUUACUUUGAUCACAUUUUACUUCCCCCCUCUAUGUUUUGAAAUUCAAAUAUUUUUUUUUUUUUUUUUUAAUCUCUGUGAAGUGUUAGUUUACCGUCCCAAUGUGCUCACAAGUUAGUUAACCGUGUGAUAGUUCUUGUGUAACUUUUUUAGCAUUAGCACUGAUAAGGGAGAAUAAUAUAAUUAACAAUGGAAAAAAAAAGAUUAAAGGUAAAGAGAAUACAAUCAGUUUUAUUUGUGUGGCUAAUUUCUCUGUGUAACACAAUGAACAUCCUAAAAAAAAAAGCAAACUUAAAUAUUAAUAAAAGCUUAAGCGAAA
Epinephelus lanceolatus (giant grouper) is the source of this 4503-nucleotide messenger RNA. RefSeq names its product NDRG family member 2 (gene ndrg2). The record is from RefSeq and is a predicted model, not a curated record. Lineage: Eukaryota; Metazoa; Chordata; Actinopteri; Perciformes; Serranidae.